Prosopis cineraria is the source of this 1930-nucleotide messenger RNA. RefSeq lists its product as uncharacterized. Gene Ontology annotation, molecular function: polygalacturonase activity. NCBI's taxonomy places the organism in Eukaryota, Viridiplantae, Streptophyta, Magnoliopsida, Fabales, Fabaceae. The record is from RefSeq and is a predicted model, not a curated record. The coding region runs from base 163 to 1641 and encodes 492 amino acids. The transcript has 3 exons. Gene Ontology annotation, biological process: carbohydrate metabolic process.
AUGCCUCAGCGCGGGAGAUCAAAAUCACAACUUGUUGACCUAAUGGCGUCGCGUGUAUUAUUAUGAUUAUCCCAACAACUACGGAAUUACGGCAAUAUUUUAAUCAUUCCAUCCAAUGAAGAUCGGCGGAUCAGAAGAUGGCGUGAUCAUUUUGAAAUACGCAUGAGCGUGAGGGAUAUAGUAUAUAGAUACGUAUACCAAUCAAAGCAGCAAGAAUCUAGAGCGACGACGAGUACAAAGCCGGAAAUGGCCAUGCCUUACCUCUUCUUCCUUCCAAUCAUCUCCUUUUACUUCAUCCUCCAAUCACAUCUCGCCACGUCACUCGUCCCGAACCCAAUCCCCAUCACGGUUUCCGUCACGGACUUCGGAGCCGUCGGAAACGGGCGCCACUACGACACGCGAGCCAUCCAAUCGGCGAUCGACUCCUGUCCGGAGGGCGGCCCCUGCCAGGUGAAGUUCCCGGCGCCGGGGGAGUACCUGACGGCGACGGUGUAUCUGAAAUCGGGAGUGGUGCUGAACGUGGAGGGCGGAGCGAGGAUCCUGGCGGGAACGAGGCAGAGGGACUAUCCUAGGGAUCCGUCGCGAUGGUACGCGGUGAUGGCGGAGAACGCGGCAGGGGUGGGGAUCGGCGGCGGGGGAGUGGUGGACGGGCAGGCGAUGAAGUACGUGGUGAGGAAGAACGUGAGGAAGAACGUGAUGGUGAGUUGGAAUAGGACGGGGGACUGCUUAGGGGAUGAAUGCAGGCCCAGGCUUAUUGGGUUCUUAGGCUGCACCAAUGUCCGUGUCUCCAAUAUCACCCUCCACGAGCCUGCUUACUGGUGUUUGCACUUAGUACGAAGCAACAAGAUAACAAUUGAGGAUGUUUCGAUUUACGGAGACUUCAAUAUCCCAAACAAUGAUGGGAUUGACAUUGAGGAUUCAAACAACACAGUGAUCAAUAGAUGUCACAUUGACACUGGGGACGAUGCUGUUUGCCCAAAGUCAUCCGCAGGUUCUGUCUUCAACCUUACUGCCACUAACUGUUGGAUUCGAACAAAAUCCUGCGCCAUCAAGCUUGGCAGUGCCAGCGUGUUCGAUUUCAAACACUUUGUCUUCGAUAAUAUCACCAUUGUCGAUUCUCAUAGAGGCUUGGGGUUUCAGAUCCGUGAUGGAGGGAAUGUAAGUGACAUUGUAUUCUCAAACAUAAAAAUCAGCACAAGAUACUACGACCCAUUAUGGUGGGGAAGAGCUGAACCAAUAUAUGUCACAACUUGCCCGCGAGACUCAACCUCAAAGGAGGGUUCAAUCUCAAACAUACUUUUCACUAACAUCACAGUAAAUUCAGAAAAUGGUGUCUUCCUCUCUGGUUCAAAAAGAGGGCUUUUAAGAAACUUGAGAUUCAUCAACUUGAAUCUCACUUACAGAAGGAUUACCAAGUUUCCUGGUGACUUGUAUGACUACAGGCCUGGAUGCCAUGAAUUGGUUAAGCACAAAACUGCUGGCAUAAUGAUGGAGAACAUUGAAGGUCUUGAGGUUAAAAAUGUGAAAAUGAGAUGGUCACAAGCUCAUUUGGAGGACUGGAAUAAUCCUCUGGAGUUCAGGCCUUCUACUGUGAAUAACAUCUCCUUUCUUGGUUUCGAUUCUAGUUUGGCAUACGAGUAGCAUAUGAAGCUAGUUUUCUUCAAUAACAAGAUGGAUGUAAUGAGAAAUCACAAAUCAAAAAGGCCUAGGGGUAUUAUUGAUUGAAAUGAUUAAGGGAAAAUGGGUAGAAGAGAUGAAAAGGGAAAUCUCUUGGUGUUCAAAUGAUGAUCCCAACCUCUUGGUGUGUGGUCUCAUUUGAGAUUGUGUGAUUUAAAGACACUUCAUUGUUAUUUGUUUAACCAUAUAAUUGUGAUUUUUCAAAUGGACAAGAUUUUAUACAGAGUUCACUUGGAGUUUCUUAUCCAAUUCA